This is a messenger RNA of Prunus armeniaca (apricot), 348 nucleotides long. NCBI's taxonomy places the organism in Eukaryota, Viridiplantae, Streptophyta, Magnoliopsida, Rosales, Rosaceae. The record is from the annotation of a GenBank genome assembly.
AUGUCAUUCGCUCAAUAUGAUAAGGAACCUCUAUAUGAAGCCUGGGAACGAUUCAAAGAUUUAUUGCGCAAGUGUCCUCACCAUGACCUACCAACCUGGAUUCAAGUUCAGACUUUCUACAAUGGGUUGAGUCAAACAAGCAGGACACUAGUUGAUGCAGCUGUUGGAGGGGCUUUAAUGGCAAAAACGGCUACUGAAGCAUUUGAAUUAUUGGAGACCAUGGCAUCCAACAACUACCAAUGGCCGAGUGAGAGAAUGAAUUUGAAGUCAGCUGGGGUCUUGGAAGUCGAUGCUAUGGCUUUGCUAACAGCACAAAUUUCUAACCUUACUAAAAAGUUGAUUCUUUAA